AUGGAGGUUGCAAUGGUGAGUGCAGAUAGCUCUGGGUGCAACAGCCACAUGCCCUAUGGCUAUGCAGCCCAAGCUCGGGCCCGAGAGAGAGAGCGGCUGGCACAGUCGAGAGCCGCAGCAGCUGCGGCCGUGGCAGCAGCCACAGCAGCAGUAGAAGGUGGGGCAGCAGGGGGAGGUGGGCCAUACCACCACUACCAUCAGGAGCAGAGUCGAGGUGCCUCCUCCUCGCGUGGUGGGAACGCGUCACGCAGCAGCGUGUCCCGCCGCCAGGGUGGUAAGAGGCGGAAGAAAGGGAAAAAGAGGAGCCACCACUUGGGAAGUAGGGAGUGUGGGGCCUCCUUCCCCUGUUCUGAGCUGCUGCCUCUCAGCGGUUCCGAAGAGAGAAUACUGAAGGACUUGAGUGAGGAGGAAGAGGAGGAUGAAGACGAGGAGGAAGACGAUGAGGAAGAAGGAAAGCUCUACUACAGUGAUGACUAUGGGGAGGAUGAGUUUUCCUACUCGGACCAGCCACCGGAUGAUGGUGGAGGCCCUGGGGGUUACAGCUCUGUUCGCUACAGUGAGUACGAGUGUUGUGAACGUGUAGUAAUCAACGUGUCGGGACUGCGGUUUGAGACCCAACUGAAGACUUUAGCUCAGUUCCCGGAGACGUUGCUGGGUGACCCAGCGAAGCGAGGCAGAUACUUUGACCCUCUCAGGAAUGAAUACUUCUUUGAUAGGAACCGACCCAGCUUUGAUGCCAUCCUGUACUACUACCAGAGUGGCGGUCGGCUGAAGAGGCCAGUCAAUGUACCCUUUGACAUCUUCAGUGAGGAGGUGAAAUUCUACCAGCUUGGGGAGGAGGCCAUGCUCAAGUUUAGGGAGGACGAAGGGUUUGUCAAAGAGGAAGAGGACAGAGCUUUGCCGGAGAAUGAAUUCAAGAAGCAGGUUUGGCUGCUGUUUGAGUACCCGGAGAGCUCCAGUCCAGCCAGAGGCAUUGCCAUUGUCUCUGUCUUGGUCAUCUUGAUCUCUAUCGUCAUCUUUUGUCUGGAGACUUUGCCAGAGUUCAGAGAUGACAAAGAAUUCCUCGUGUCCCUGAGUUUAGGGAAGGGGCUUUCCAAUGAGUCACUUCACUUGGAUGCUGGGGAGCACACCAUCUUCAAUGACCCUUUUUUCAUUGUAGAGACAGUAUGCAUCAUUUGGUUCUCCUUUGAGUUUACAGUGCGCUGCUUUGCAUGUCCAAGCAAAGCACAGUUCUUCAAGAACAUCAUGAACAUCAUAGACAUUGUCUCCAUCUUGCCUUACUUCAUCACUCUGGGCACUGACUUGGCGCAGGAACAGGGCAGUAAUGGUCAACAGGCCAUGUCUUUUGCCAUCCUGAGGAUCAUCCGUCUCGUCAGGGUGUUUCGCAUCUUCAAGCUCUCCAGGCACUCCAAGGGUUUGCAGAUCCUGGGUCAUACGCUCAGGGCCAGCAUGAGGGAACUUGGCCUCCUCAUAUUUUUUCUUUUUAUCGGAGUAAUUUUGUUUUCCAGUGCUGUUUACUUCGCAGAAGCUGAUGAGCCUGCCACCCAUUUUCAAAGCAUCCCAGAUGCCUUUUGGUGGGCUGUAGUGACCAUGACUACAGUCGGUUAUGGGGAUAUGAAACCCAUAACUGUGGGUGGGAAAAUAGUUGGGUCCCUGUGUGCCAUUGCGGGAGUGUUAACCAUUGCUUUACCAGUGCCAGUGAUUGUCUCCAAUUUUAACUAUUUCUACCACAGAGAGACUGAGAAUGAAGAACAAACUCAGCUGAUGCAAAAUGCAGUCAGCUGCCCUUACCUCCCAACAAAUUUACUGAAGAAAUUUAGAAGCUCAUCGUCUUCAUCCACAGAGGAUAAAUCAGAAUAUUUGGAGAUGGAAGAAGGAGUUAAAGAAUCUCUUUGUGUAAAGGAGAAAAAAAGUCAGGACACGGGGAAUAGCAGUGAGUCAGAGAAGAAAAACUGUGUAAAUUCGAAUUCUGUGGAAACUGAUGUGUAAUUUUGAACGUUUCCAAAUAUGUUUAUGCAUUAAAGAGUGCAGUGAAAAUAAUGAAAUAUGCAAACAACAGUCCACAGCAUAUAGUAGUAUGCCAUUUAAUGGUUAAAUACAAAUAAAAAGCAUUGCUAAACUUGUAUUACAUAUCAAGUAAGUGGUAUAACUUGAGGAAGUGAUUGCUAGAUCUGAUAUAAUUUCAGACUUUAUAUUUUUAUUAGAAUGCAAGUGUUUUGCACAUGAGGCUGAAAAAUUUAUUAAAUCCAAGUCAGUUUUAAAGUGGGUGCAUGAACUGUCGACAUCACUAAUAACAGCUCUGUGGUAAAAGUUGGCAUUCAGAGGUAUUUACUAUGUAAGAAGCAAUGAAGUUUGGUAGUCAUGUAUCUAUUUAUCAAUGCUUUAAUAGCAGCUACCAUGAAUCAUUGGAUACCAUAGUAAUUGUUUUUCAAAUGGUAAAUUUAUUGUAAAAAAGAUAUUCUGCAGAAGAUAGAUCUAAUUUUUUUUUUUCUUGAAAUAUAUAAUGCUUGUUUUUAACUGGAAAUUUACUUUGAAAAGGCUGCUGACCCUCCAGAAAUUGUUUAUUUUUAUAACUGUCUUUGGAGGCAUGGCAGCAUUUGUUGUCUAAUAAUGAAAGAAAUGAAGUAAGAGAAUCAUUUAACCUGGUCUGACUGCAAAGGCAAAAUGACUGGAAUGCUUUUUUGCACUACUUUAUAUGCUGGAGAUAUAUUGAAAGAGACUUCAUACUGUGAAUGUUUACUAAUGUAAUAGUUCAAUGACAAUCAUUGGAAGAGUGAAUUUUGCAUCAUAUUUUCUUGUUUCUUUUUUCUUUAUGUGAUGCUGAUGGUGAAACAGCUAACAUUACAUUAAUUCCAUACUCUUUUUAAUUAUCUGUGAUCUGGAAAAGGAUUGUGAAGUAAAAUUUUAUAAUCAAAAUGAUUUGAAAUCAGUGUUUCCUACUGAUGCCAUCAAGAAAUACCAACGUAAUUUGUAUCUUUUUCCUGGUUAAUUUAACAUUCAGAGUCUAUGAUGAGUACAUGCAUUUUGUCAGUACUGAAGAAAUUUAAUGUAUGGGAGGAGAAAAUAGCAGUAAUGAGACACUCAGUUGUUACAGUACUGACAAUUGAGAAUUGCUAACUUUUAACAUGCUAUUAUUGGUGCUGCAUUUUCCCUUAAUUA
Messenger RNA from Chaetura pelagica (chimney swift), 3159 nucleotides. RefSeq names its product potassium voltage-gated channel, shaker-related subfamily, member 4 (gene KCNA4). Gene Ontology annotation, molecular function: potassium ion binding; protein binding; delayed rectifier potassium channel activity. The record is from RefSeq and is a predicted model, not a curated record. Gene Ontology annotation, cellular component: membrane; voltage-gated potassium channel complex. The coding region runs from base 1 to 1989 and encodes 662 amino acids. Gene Ontology annotation, biological process: potassium ion transmembrane transport; protein homooligomerization. NCBI's taxonomy places the organism in Eukaryota, Metazoa, Chordata, Aves, Apodiformes, Apodidae. The transcript has a single exon.